Anopheles gambiae (African malaria mosquito) is the source of this 2567-nucleotide messenger RNA. RefSeq names its product transmembrane protease serine 9. The transcript is spliced from 13 exons. Bases 66 to 2042 code for a protein of 658 amino acids. Gene Ontology annotation, molecular function: serine-type endopeptidase activity. NCBI's taxonomy places the organism in Eukaryota, Metazoa, Arthropoda, Insecta, Diptera, Culicidae. The record is from RefSeq and is a predicted model, not a curated record. Gene Ontology annotation, biological process: proteolysis.
CAUUGUUUUCGGUGCUAGUUUGGCUUUCAAAUCGAUUUGCAACUCAGUUUGUGUUCGGCUUCGUCAUGGUACGCUUCUUGGCGAUCUUAUUGUGGUGUAUGGUUCUGGUGAAUUUAGCAUCUGCCGAGCUGGCAGGUCUAGCGAAUCCCGCCCAAGGUGUACUGCAUGAAGCGCUGAAACCAAACGAGCGCGAAACAUUAGACGACUGUCACCUGCGCUUUUACAGCUUUGGAAGCGGUGGGGCGGUGGCGCCUGCCGCCGGUAGGCCAGCAUAUUUGCGCGAGUUUGCUCACAUAGGCACGAUCGGCUGGAGCCAGCCCGCUGGUACGGUACGGUGGAGCUGUGGUGGAUCGCUGAUGUGGGAGAACUUUGUGCUGACGGCGGCAUACUGUGCAGCGGACUUGAACAAUGAACCACCGGACGUGGUACGCUUUGGAGAUUUGAAUCUGUACAACUCGACGGACGACCAGUUUGCGCAGCAGUACAAGAUUGCAGAGAUUUUGCGCCAUCCGGAGCAUCGCUUCAGCGCCAAAUACCAUGACAUUGCGCUGAUUAAGCUAGAGCAACGUAUCACAUUGAAUGAAACCGUUGCACCCGCCUGUCUUUGGAGCGAGGAGGAGCUGCGGUUCGACGUGCUGGAAGCGGCCGUCUGGGGAGCAACCGGUUUCGGGCAAUCCCAAACGCCGACACUGCUGAAGGUCUCGCUGAAACCGGUCGAGCGGGACCGGUGCGAUCAGUUCUACCGGGUGGGCGAUCGUGGCCUACGUGAGGGAUUGCAAGACUAUCAGCUGUGCGCUGGCGAUGUGAAGAUGGACACCUGUCCGGGUGACUCGGGAGGACCGCUACAGGUGAAGCUACUGCACAAUGCCAAGGUGACACCGUUUGUUGUGGCGGUGACGUCUUUUGGGAGCGCUUGCGGCCAGUCUACGCCGGGUGUGUACACAAAGGUGUCAAAAUACGCUCCAUGGAUUCGAUCGGUUAUAGCGGCGCACGAGACUGAUGCUGAAGAAUGGAAGUUUGAACCCUACGCUUGUGCGUUACGGUACGUCCAGCUGCGAGAAUACGAACCGGAUGUUGUGUCACGCAAAUCGGAAGGCCAUGAAUCGUUAAGCUUCGACGGAGUGCAUAUCACGAUCGAAGAUUCCCUUUCUACGGUGAAGAUCGGUUGGGAAGAUGCAAAGCUUAAGGCACCGGACAACUGUUACGGUGUUUUGAUCGACGAAGAUACUGUCCUAACGCUUGCUGAGUGCACUAGUUAUGAAGGCCUACCAGCCACUCACGUGAUCGUUCUAGAUGAUAUAUGGAAGGAAAUUGUACGUCUCUACACACAUCCGAACUAUCGUUCAGGAUCACACUACAACAAUAUAGCAAUCGUGAAGCUGAAGGAACCAAUCUUCUUCACUUCGCGCUACUUUACGCCCGCAUGUCCCUGGUUUUAUCCGGAACUGCCCGAUCCAGAGUUUGAGGUUACUGGUCGUGGUCGUAACGAUCUUAACACUGUUCCACUGUACGAUGAACAAGUGAUUGGGAUAGAUGCUAGGAAUGCCUCUUUGCUGGUACGAUCGGCUCAACAGCGCGAUGGAAACUGUUCCCUCUCCCAAACACAUCGUCAGCUUUUCACCAACGAUCUGUCAGACGAGCAUCUUUGCUUUGGACAUGGUACCUUUCUGGUGCCAGAUACCUGUGAACAGCUGUUCGGUGGACCGAUACAGCGCAAUCUAUUCCGGUACUCCAAGUACUUCAAGCAUGUGUACGUGCUUAACCUGCUCGGUCGGGACUGCGGAUUUGGCCAGUCGGCAGUUGGAGUACGGCUUGCCCAUCACGCAGAAUGGCUGAGCAAGGUACUGCUGCCUCAGCGACGUCAUGCAGCUGCACCGGUACAGUUCUACAACACCGAUCUGGAGCUGAACGAUCACUGUCGGCGUACGGAUGGGAGUCAGGGCGUUUGCACUGAGCUUGCCCGUUGUCCGAAGGUGCGAUACAGCAGGUUACAUUCUGCGCCAACAGGACGAUUGUAUGCUGUCCGUAUCAUAAUGUGCUGAACGGAACUGAUGACGUUGGUAUUGAGCUGGAUGAGUGCGAAGCGAGAUACAGUGCGUUGCAUCAGAAUGGGAUAUUUGAGCCAUAUUGGGAAAACCCGAUCGUGGAACGUUUUCCCCAUGUAAUCAUGAUCGCUUGGCAAACGAGUGAUGGGGAGUUUGACUUCUGUGUUGGCACACUUAUCACACGAAUUAUGGCUCUGUCGUCCGCCAACUGUCUGUCACGCAUCAGCAGCAACCGUACCGUGGUGAAGCUGGGAUGGGAAAAGACGGCUCCUACAUUGUGGGUAAAGGAAACAAUUCUGCAUCCCCAGUACGAGGAAAGCACACUGCGAAAUGAUAUCGGAAUAAUGAAGAUUGAUGGUGAAGUGGAUUCGAAAACGGGCAAAGUGCCGGCCUGCCUGUGGCACAAUCAAACCCACACACCGUUCCAUAUGCGGCAGUUUAUGCUGUCAGAGUUACAGUACCUGAUCAGCUACCCAAAGUAUAACAAAGACUGUGAGGCGUACCAGCACUUUGGCAACCGGA